AUGACUAUCACCGGAAGCUGCAUGUGUGGUGGCACCACCUACGCCAUUGAAGCCGACAGCUACCUGGCCGCCUUGUGCCACUGCACCGACUGCCAAAAGUGGACCGGCGGUGCCUUCACCUCCAAUGCCGUCGUGCCCCGCUCCAGCUUCAAAGUGACCAAGGGCACACCCAGCGCCUAUGACGCUGUCGGCGCCAGUGGUAAGGUCAACAAGCACUUCUUCUGCCCGACCUGUGGCUCCAGUCUCUACACCGAGCUGGAAAUCAUGCCUGACAACACGGUCGUCAAGGCCGGAGGCUUGGACGGUGGCGAGGCGAACCUCCGGGGCAAGAUUGAUAUCGAGUUCUACGUGAAGGAUCGUCCUAGCUACCUUGCUCCUGUUGAGGGUGCUAAGCAGGAGCCGAUGUUCGGUUAA
Messenger RNA from Penicillium olsonii, 414 nucleotides. The record is from the annotation of a GenBank genome assembly. NCBI's taxonomy places the organism in Eukaryota, Fungi, Ascomycota, Eurotiomycetes, Eurotiales, Aspergillaceae.